AUGGCUACAUUCGCUACUGAUAAAGACCUUAAUGCUGUUACUUCACAAGAUGUUCAUCUGGGUGUAAAUAGCUUUUCUGCUAUUGCUUGCGUUGAAGACCGAGAUGUAACUUUAGCAACAGCUACAACCGAGAUUUUUGGACGCUUUCAGUUUUUGAAGACGCUUUUACAUCCUAAUAUUUGUGAAUAUGUAGAAAUAGUUAAAGGAAAACAUGGAGACUUUAUGACCCGUGAAUGGGCAUUUCAGAUCCUGAAAGCGUUAGCAUAUUUAAAUAAAAACAAUAUUACGCAUCAUAAUUUGGCUCCGAAUAAUAUCUUACUUGAUUCUCAGGGUAGAGCGAAAUUAGCAGACUAUGGACUAUAUUUUAUGACUAAAGGUGGUGCCAAUGUUGACUUCCCAAUUGGCUAUCCUCAUUAUAUUCCACCGGAAGCAAUCUAUCGCUCAGGCGACAUGGCUGAAACUACCGGAAAGCUUGGGAUAAGUGAGGAAAUAUUGGAUUUUCUUCAGGGAAAUGAUGGUGACGAGAAUGUGGAUUUUCGAAGGCUCGUCAGAGCGUGUUUGGAAGUAAAUCCUUCUAAUAGAUGUUCACCAGAACAAUUAUUAUCACAUCCGUAUUUUUCAUCAAUAUAUGAGAAUAAGAAUGGUAUUAAUGAGAACUAUAGAUAUUGGUGGAUAAAACCGUUCUUACAAUCACAAAGGUUAAAAGUGGGAGACGAUUUUUUGGAGCAUCUGGAUGAGCCACACAAUAAAGAUGUUCUUGAUGGAAUGCCGUUAUCACAGAUUUAUUAUUUUUGGAAACUAGCAGGGGGUGAUGUAGAAUCGGAAUUAGCUAAAAGAGGCUAUAUGUCAAGUACACCGCCAAUAGAAAGGAUUCCUAGGACCGUAAAGGUACUGGAUGGGAAGGAAGAAGGUACGACAAAAGACACAGCCUUCUUGUAUUCUGAUACUGUAUACAGUUUACCACUUAAGGAACUUCGACAGAGAUUAAGAUCAGCUGCUGGACCCAACAAGGAAACAUUUGAAUGGGAUUCAGAUUAUUUCCUCGUUGUAGAUGAAAAUGACAUGAAUUUUCUUGUUGAAGAAAUGUUGGAUGAUGAAAAUUUAGGUCCUAAAGAUGAAUUACUUGAGGAAAUACUUGGGAAAUAUCUCUAUCCAGAUCCCAACAAUAAUAAACCAACAUCAUCAUCAGCAAAUGGUCAAAGCCCACCAUCAUCAAAUAAUGUUAAGUCACCAUUACUUGCACGGGAAAAAGACGUUGUAUAUCAGUUCCAAAGGGUAGCCCUUUUUAGUGAAUUACUUAGACAAUAUCCAGCAUCCCGUGACGAAAUAAUUCAUCAAGCUAAAGUAGAUAUACCACCCUUUUUGCGCGGAAAAAUUUGGGCUGCUAUAUUGGGUAUUAAUGGAGAUUAUCAAGCUAUAUAUGAUGCUUAUGAUAAAGAAACAGAAAAAGAGAAUCAAACCGAUCGUCAGAUUGAUGUCGACGUUCCAAGAUGUCACCAAUAUCAUCAACUACUUUCUUCCCCUGUUGGGCAUGAUAAACUGAGAAGACUUUUGAAAUGUUUUGUAGCUGCAAAUAAACAAAAUUUGGUUUAUUGGCAAGGACUUGAUUCUCUAUGCGCACCUUUCUUAACUCUCAAUUUUAAUGAUGAAGCUCUGGCAUUCAGUUGCUAUCAUGCGUUUAUUCCUAAAUUUAUGAAAGAUUUUUUUAUAUCUGAUAACUCAUCUGUUAUCCGAGAAUAUCUUGCGGUCUUUAGCCAUCUUCUGUCAUUCCAUGAUCCGGAACUAUCUAGACACCUCAACAAGAUUGGAUAUAAACCCGAUUUAUAUGCUGUCCCAUGGUUUUUAACAUUGUUCACACAUGUGUUUCCACUCGAUAAGACCUAUCAUUUAUGGGAUAAAGUUAUUGUUGGACCACCAUCAUUACCAUUAUUCACUGGUGUUUCGAUUAUAAGACAAUUUCGUGAUACACUCAUCAAAUCUGAGUUUAAUGAUUGUUUAAUGGUUGCCGAUUCAUUUCCAAAUGUUGAUAUUGAAAAGUGUGUUCAAUCAGCAUUAUCAAUGUAUAAAGUUACACCUCCUUCAGUGAUAUAUCGUGUACACGAGUCGGAUGCGGAAACUCAUGAAAAUCAACAUGAUCAACGCUGGUGGGAACAGCCUACACCUAUCGAAGUAAAAGAAGCCGAAUUGGCACCCAGAAUAUCACUUAAGGAUUUAGUUAAACUAAAAAAUUACGUUUUAGUAAUUGAUACGAGAACUGAACAGGAAUUUGGAAGAGGCCAUUUUCCAUUAUCAAUUAAUAUGAAUCCAGCACAUCUAGAACAAUUGUCACAGACAUUGUGGCAAGAAAAAAAGAAGUACCAUGUUGUAGUUGGAGAAAUUGGAAUACGUGGAGGAUCAGGGCCGCAGUUUGCUAGUGAUUUAGUCGAAGCAGGUUUUCCACGUGUUGCCGUAUUAAACGGCGGUAUAAACGUAAUGCGUGUGGAUGCAGUAGGAGUUGUCGUAUGCUCUUGUGCUUGCACGCCGAUAAAGCCACCAGGGGUUAAAAACAAAGAUGGAGCUGUUGUUUAUUGGAAAUGUUCACAAAACUUAAUGAAUUAA
Molecule: messenger RNA, 2598 nt
Organism: Cetraspora pellucida
Lineage: Eukaryota; Fungi; Glomeromycota; Glomeromycetes; Diversisporales; Gigasporaceae
Source: the annotation of a GenBank genome assembly